CUUCCUUACUGAUUGUUCAAUUAUCACACAAGACUAGAGAAUUUAAACUGUGGACAUGCAUCCAAUAUUGUACGUGAUGUUGACAAUCGGUGUGUGCCUGGCUCACUACAGAGGAGAAUAUGACACUCGCAACCUCAUCGAAAGAGACGAACCACUGGAUGAUACUGAAGGGGAUAUUGUCGAGUGUCCGGUAUGUGUUGGAUCCAGUUCUAGUGAUUGGUUACCAAGCAAUGAGGUGUGUCCUAUCGUCAGAGGUAACAAGAGAUACAAGAGGUGUCAACGUGGCACAUAUGUCAACACCAUCUGCGAUAAUCGACUGGAUUGCUAUAGGGGACCUAAGGAGCAAUGUACUGAGAAAAUGGAUUUCGAUAUUUACGGACAAAAGUGUGCACCAGGGUAUUACUGUAAUAAGUACCUUGGAGUUUGCACAGGGCUCGAGUACAAUGUGGAGAGCAAAACUCAAUGGCUUCUUAAUCCCAAUCGACGGUACCCGUUAAGAGCGAAGCGUAAUAUUUAAAUAUCUAAUUUUCCACAUUCUUGGAAUUAAAAUUGAUGCAACAGAUUAAUCGAUAAAAUAUGAUGAUUCGGUGUCAUUAUAGAUAUAGCAAAAUUAUAUUUUUAUUAUUGGUCCUUAUAUUGAAUAGUCUCCAGCUUAGAUAAAACUGCUUAGGUACUUAUAGUUACCUACUAUUAGGUGCCGCAAAUGGAGACUUUGAAGGUCCUUGAUAUACCUAUCUAGAUAUAUAUGAGUCUACUUAUUUAUUUAUAAAAUUAAUAGUUAAUAUUUUAUCAAUGUCAAAGUGAUAUUACUUAUUCGAAACUCUCUGUGCGCGAAUUCAUUUUCACCAGUUUUUUUACCCAUCAGAGGGAUCUUGAUUUGUGUUCAUAUAAAUUUGUUAUCCUUUUUCGAAUUCUAUGUAUGAAUAGUGAAUACCUGCGUGAAACAGACAAUUAUUUAUUUAUUUUAAGUAAGUACAUAUUUAGUACGAGUAGAUAUUAUUUGCUCCUGUGAUAUAAUGAAAACG
Molecule: messenger RNA, 1025 nt
Organism: Achroia grisella
Lineage: Eukaryota; Metazoa; Arthropoda; Insecta; Lepidoptera; Pyralidae
Exons: 4
Coding region: 56-517 (153 amino acids)
Source: RefSeq, a predicted model, not a curated record